AUGGUGGUCAUCAACUCAAAUAUGGCGGCCACCAACUCAAAGAUGGCGGCCACCAACUCAAAGAUGGUGAUCAACAACUCAAAGAUGGACUUUUUAGGUCUCGGAUCCCAAUCCUGGGAACCCCCAGGAACGACGUUGACUUCCAACGCCGCGUUGUCGCUUUCUCCUCUUCCCUCCCCAGCCCUCCUCCAAAUCCUCCUUCUGGUGGGUCUCCUGAGCGCCAAACGCUUCUCGUCCUUCCCCGACUAUUGUCUCCACGACCAGGACUACGAGGAUCUCCUGAAGAUCGUCCAGGAGGGGCUGGAGCCCGCGGCUCGCCCGGCGCGCGUGGCCGUGGUGGGCGCGGGCGUCGCGGGGCUGACGGCGGCCAAACUUCUCCGGGACGCCGGGCACGAGGUUAUCAUCCUGGAAAGGAGCAGCUGGGUCGGGGGGCGGAUCCGGACGUACCGGCCCGAGGGGCAGGAUUGGUACGUGGAGUUGGGACCGAUGCGCCUGCCAGGAAAGCACAGGCUCGUCCGUGAAUUCAUCCGCCAGUUCAAGUUGAAGUUGAAUCCGUUCAUCCAGAGGGACGAGAACUCCUGGUUCUUCCUGAGGGGCGUUCGGGUCAGGGCCGGGGAGGUGGAGAGGAACCCCGACGUCCUGAAUUACACCGUGAAACCGUCGGAACGCGGCAAAAACGGCGUCCAACUCUACCGGGAGGUCCUCAACAAGGCUUUGAAAAAGUUCCAGAGCACGGAUUGCAAGAAGUUUCUGGCUGAACAUGACUCCUACUCCACCAAGGAAUAUUUGAUCAAGGUGGGGGAGCUGAGCCGAGGAGCCGUCGACAUGAUCGGCGACGUGCUGAACGAGGACUCGGGGUUCUACCUGUCCUUCCUGGCCUCGCUGUGGGACUUCGACAUCUUCUCGAACGACAGUUUUGACGAAAUCACCGGAGGCUUUGACCAACUGCCCAGAGCCUUCCACAAGGCGCUGCCCAACGUUGUCCGCUUCAACUGCACCGUGGAGAAGAUCAUGACCAAGGACAACAAAGUCCGAGUGUUCUACCGCGCUCCGGACACGCUGGCCCCGACCGUCCUCACCGCGGAUUUUGUGCUGGUCACCUCCAGCGCCAAAGCCACCCGGCACAUCCGGUUCCUCCCGCCGCUGUCCCCCGCCAAAGCCCACGCCCUGCGCUCCAUCUACUACGCCAGCGCCUCCAAAAUCAUCUUGGUGUGCUCCGAGAAGUUCUGGGAGAAGGACGGGAUCCGCGGCGGCUACUCGGUCACCGACCGGCCCUCCCGCUUCAUCUACUACCCCAGCCACAACUUCUCCAGCGGGGUGGGCGUCCUCCUGGCUUCCUACACCUGGAACAGCGACGCCGAGUUCUUCCUGCCGCUCUCCGACGAGAAGUGCCUGGACGUGGUGCUCCAAGACCUGGCGGACAUCCACCAGGUGAGCAAGGAGUACCUGCAGUACACCUGCGACCAGCACCUCGUCCAAAAGUGGCAGCUGGACCGGCACUCGCUGGGCGCCUUCGCCCACUUCACCCCGUUCCAAUUCGUGGAUUACUCGCGGGUUUUGUUCGCCCACGAGGGCCGGGUCCACUUCGCCGGGGAGCACGCGGCGCAGCCGCACGCCUGGAUCGACACCGCCGUCAAAUCGGCCGUCAGGGCCGCCAGCAACAUCCACCACGAGAGCGCCGAAGCGCCCGGACGGGGCUUCGGGAGAGUCGGGCAGAGGGAAGAGCUCUGAGCGCGGCCCAGACGGAUUUGGGUGGCGGGAAUCCGGUUAUUGCCGAGGAAAAUCGGCAGAACUCAUCAUUGGUGGUGGUGGGCGACGUGAAUUUGGCUCUUUCCAAGGAAAUUCGGCAGAAUUCAUCAUUGGUGGUGGUGGUGGAACAGAAUUCAUAAUUAGCGACUUUGGGUGGUGUGAAUCCAGUUAUUUCCGAGGAAAAUCGGCCGAAUUCAUCAUUAGUGGUGGAGGUGGAACAGAAUUCAUCAUUAGCGG
Molecule: messenger RNA, 1986 nt
Organism: Taeniopygia guttata (zebra finch)
Lineage: Eukaryota; Metazoa; Chordata; Aves; Passeriformes; Estrildidae
Source: RefSeq, a predicted model, not a curated record